Molecule: messenger RNA, 1809 nt
Organism: Phialemonium atrogriseum
Lineage: Eukaryota; Fungi; Ascomycota; Sordariomycetes; Cephalothecales; Cephalothecaceae
Product: Pro-kumamolisin
Exons: 5
Coding region: 1-1809 (602 amino acids)
Biological process (GO): proteolysis
Molecular function (GO): tripeptidyl-peptidase activity; serine-type endopeptidase activity
Source: RefSeq, a predicted model, not a curated record
AUGCGUUCGUCAACCCUCUUCAGGGCCAGCUUGCUGGCUGGCGCGUCGAGAUGGACCGUCGCAAAUGGGGCGACCUUGAUGUCCAAGACCAUAGCACUACCGGCAUCUGUCCAUAUGUUGAACAUCCCCGCGGACGACACAACCAUGACGCUGCAGGUCGGGCUCAAGCUCCAAAACAUCGAAGGGCUGGAGGAGAAGCUCAAGGCAGUAUCAACACCGGGGAGCCCUGACUACGGCAAGUACUUGGACGCGGACGAAGUCAACCAGCUGUUCAGUCCCUCAGAAGCCUCCCGGGCUGCUGUCAUGGCCUGGCUGAAGGAUGCCGGUGUCACUGAAUUCGCCGACUUCGGCUGGUACAUCAACUUCGCCACGACCGUGUCUAAGGCAAACUCAAUGUUGACCUCUUCGUUCAAAAACUUCAUGGUUGAUGGUGUCGAGAAACUAAGGACUCUCGAGUACUCCGUGCCCGACGAACUGGUGGAGCAUAUCGACCUGGUCUCUCCCACCACCUUCUUCGGGAGGACAAAGGCACAUAUGCCCAUCAGCAGGGAAGGCUUGCCGCGAGUAUUGGGAGUCCGUCAGUCUUCUAACACGUCGCUGAACUGCGCGAGGCUCACGGAGCCGGGCUGCCUGGAGGAGAUGUACAACUACGGAGACUACAAGGAGGACGCAACGUCCGGUAGCCGGGUCGGAUUCGGCAGCUUCCUGAACCAGUCGGCUAUCCAGACCGACUUGACCCUCUAUCAAAAGGCCUAUGAGCUACCUCUGAACAACUUUUCCGUUGUGCUCAUCAAUGGGGGAGAGGACCACCAGGACCCGAAGCGCGAUUAUGGCGAGGCGAAUCUUGACUCGCAGUUCAUGGCUGCGGUUGCAAAGACCCUACCAAUUACCGAGUUCAUCACGGCCGGGAAACCGCCUUUCGUCCCGAACCCGGACGUGCCAGACGACGAAAACAAUACGAACGAGCCAUAUCUCGAGUAUUACCAAUUCUUGAUGAACCAGACGAAUGCAGAUCUUCCACAAGUCAUCUCCAAUUCAUACGGAGACGACGAACAGACUGUUCCCAAGGAGUACGCCAUCCGCGUCUGCAAUCUCAUUGGCAUGAUGGGUCUGAGAGGAAUCACAGUCAUCGAGUCGUCUGGCGACACGGGCGUCGGUGCACCCUGCCAGUCCAACGACGGCAAGGAAACGCCCGAGUUCACACCCCAGUUCCCCGGAACGUGCCCGUACAUCACAGCCGUGGGCGGCACGCAAGGCUACGCCCCCGAGGUUGCCUGGUCCGCGAGCUCGGGCGGCUUCAGCAACUACUUCCCGCAGGCCUGGUACCAGAAGGACGCCGUGGCGAAGUAUCUCGACGAGCACAUCGAGCCCGAGACCAAGGAGUACUACUCCCAGUAUACCAACUUCUCCGGCCGCGGGUUCCCCGACAUCUCGGCCCACAGUCUGUCGCCUCCAUACCUCUUCUUCGCCGGCGGCGCCGUCGCCUACACGGGCGGCACGUCCGCCGCGGCGCCCGUCGUGGCGGGGCUGAUCGGCCUGCUCAACGACGCGCGCCUGCGGGCGGGUCACCCGGCGAUGGGGUUCAUCAACCCAUGGCUGUACGCGGGCGGGCAGGCGGCGCUGACGGACGUGACGGGCGGGCAGGCGCUCGGGUGCACGGGCGUCAACCUGCAGACGGGCUCGCCCAUCGACGGGUCCGUCAUCCCGUGGGCGAGCUGGAACGGCACCGUGGGGUGGGACCCGGCCACGGGGCUGGGGAUGCCGAACCUGGUGGCUAUGUUGGAGGGGGCGCUGGCGUUGGUGGAGUAG